CCACCUCGCCUUUGAACUUCACCGCUUUUGGCUGCAGUUCACCAGCCUCCCCGCAUUCUCAGCCAGGUGCGGUGCUAGGCAAAGCAGCGCCUGGAAAGCCGCGGGAGGGGGGAGCCACGGCCAGAGAAGCCAGGGGAAAGACGGGAAGGAGAGAAGGCGAAGGUGAAGAGGGAGAGGAGGAGCCUCCUGCCCUCGCCAGAAAAUUACCUAGCCACUUAAUCCCAAGACUCUGGUUCUUGGGCCCCAAUCUCUGGUGCCCACAGACUCCAGGCCGAGCGCCCCCUUCUCCCCGCUGCCCUUCCUAUCCUUCGGCCCCUUGGGGGCUGCCUGGGUGCCGGGAUUGGCAUGAUCAGUUGAAAACUUUACAGGGUCGGCUCUUCUCUCUGACUCCCCCUCUGCGGCUCCGAGAAGAGGGGAGUUCAAAGUCCCGAGCUCAGGACGGACAGAAAGACAGGCGGCCAACCGCGCCCGAGCUCGCCCGCAGAGCCCCUGCAUUCCCCACCCCCGCCCGCCUUGCCGGGACCAUGUCCAAACCUUCAGACCACAUCAAGAGGCCCAUGAAUGCCUUCAUGGUAUGGUCCCGGGGCCAGCGGCGCAAGAUGGCCCAGGAAAACCCCAAGAUGCACAACUCGGAGAUCAGCAAACGCCUAGGCGCCGAAUGGAAGCUCCUGUCCGAGGCAGAGAAGCGGCCUUACAUCGACGAAGCCAAAAGGCUGCGCGCCCAGCACAUGAAGGAGCACCCCGACUACAAGUACCGGCCAAGGCGCAAGCCCAAGAACCUACUCAAGAAAGACAGGUAUGUCUUCCCCCUGCCCUACCUGGGCGACACGGACCCGCUCAAGGCAGCCGGCCUGCCCGUGGGGGCUUCCGACGGCCUUCUGAGCGCGCCCGAGAAAGCCCGGGCCUUCUUGCCGCCGGCCUCGGCGCCUUACUCCCUGCUGGACCCUGCGCAAUUUAGCUCCAGUGCCAUCCAGAAGAUGGGUGAAGUGCCCCACACGUUGGCCACCAGCGCGCUGCCCUACGCGUCUACCCUGGGCUAUCAGAACGGCGCCUUCGGCAGUCUCAGCUGCCCCAGCCAGCACACGCACACGCAUCCGUCCCCCACCAACCCGGGCUAUGUGGUGCCCUGUAACUGUACUGCCUGGUCUGCCUCCACCCUGCAACCCCCUGUCGCCUACAUCCUCUUCCCAGGCAUGACCAAGACUGGCAUAGACCCUUAUUCGUCAGCCCACGCUACGGCCAUGUAACCCCCAGCUUGGCCCGGACCUGAAGGGUGGCUUGGGAGCAGAGCUCUGCAUCCUUCCCCUUGCACCUAGUCUGGCC
Molecule: messenger RNA, 1323 nt
Organism: Phodopus roborovskii (desert hamster)
Lineage: Eukaryota; Metazoa; Chordata; Mammalia; Rodentia; Cricetidae
Gene: Sox14
Product: SRY-box transcription factor 14
Exons: 1
Coding region: 525-1247 (240 amino acids)
Biological process (GO): positive regulation of transcription by RNA polymerase II; anatomical structure morphogenesis; cell differentiation
Molecular function (GO): DNA-binding transcription factor activity, RNA polymerase II-specific; RNA polymerase II cis-regulatory region sequence-specific DNA binding
Source: RefSeq, a predicted model, not a curated record